GUUACGGAGUAUAACGAGUAGGGUUGGGAUUCAGUCGUCGCGUAUAUUUCUGUUAAGUACGUGUCAGGACAACGGACGCGGCGUAAGCACCGCCGAGUUGAAUGAUUCGAUAGUGAGUAAAAGAGUGAGUAGGAUCGAACGUUUGUAACAUUCAGUGGGUGUUAAAAACAUACGGGUGAAAAAUCAAGUAAAAAGAUAGCAGGUAGUGCGAAGAGAUAAAUCGGUGUGCUAAGAAGUGGUCGAUCCUUAUCAAAAAAUGUCGACGAAAGCCAGCAAGAAAACCGUUGUAACAUCGUCGAGCGUCAGCUCGGUCCAGUCGCCGACGCCGAGUACAUCGACGCCCGUUGGCCGCCGCCCGGGAAGCCCGUUGAGCCCGACGCGUUACUCGCGUCUUCAGGAGAAGCAGGAUCUGCAAAAUUUGAACGACCGUCUAGCAUGUUACAUAGAAAAGGUCCGUCACCUGGAGGCCGAAAACUCGCGGCUCACGCGAGAGGUGCAAACUAGUCAGGAGACGGUGACGCGGGAGGUUACCAACAUUAAAUCCAUGUACGAACACGAACUCUCCGACGCUAGGAAACUGCUGGACGACACGUCGAGGGAAAGGGCAAAACUUGAGAUCGACACGAAGCGUCUCUGGGACGAUAACGAGGAAUUGAAAAAUAAACUCGAAAAGAAAACCAAGGAUCUACAAAUAGUCGAGAACAACUUGAUGAUCUACGAAUCGCGUUGCGGGGAUUUGCAAACAAAGUUUAACCAGUCUGCAGCUGAGCGAAAAAAGCUCGCGGAACGAGAACGGGAACUCGAGAAGGAGGUUGAACGCCUCCAGGCGCUGCUCGAUGACGCGCGAAAGCACCUCGAGGAAGAGACCCUUCAGCGAAUCGACCUGGAGAACAACAUACAGAGCUUGAAGGAGGACAUAAGUUUCAAAGAUCAAGUCUACCAGCAGGAAUUGACCGAGACACGAACGCGACGUCAGUCUUCAUUGCAGGUCGAGAUUUCCGAGAUUGACGGGCGCCUGGCCGAGCAGUACGAGGCUAAGCUGCAACAAUCGUUGCAAGAAUUGCGCGAACAGUAUGAAUCUCAGAUGCGCGCCAAUCGGGAGGAGAUCGAAUUGCUCUAUGAGAACAAGAUUAAGAACCUGACAUCCCACGCCCAACGAAACAGCGGUGCGGCGAGCCUUGCUGUAGAGGAGCUUCGUCAGACCAGGUCCCGUAUCGACGGACUAAAUCAACGCAUUAACGAGCUCGAGGCCACAAACAACGCGCUCAAUUCUCGCAUCAGAGAUCUCGAGAACUUGCGCGAAAAUGAGCGUGCUCGGCAUGCUGAAGAUUUGGCCAGUCUGGAUGCUGAGCUGGCAAGAAUGCGUGACGAGAUGGCACAGCAGCUGCAGGAGUAUCAAGAUCUGAUGGACAUAAAGGUGGCGCUAGACCUGGAGAUAGCCGCCUACCGAAAACUGCUAGAAUCAGAAGAGGCAAGGUUGAACAUUACACCGAUGCAAUCGCCCGCUUCGUUAUCCAGCGGAAGAGGAACCCCAUCGCGCAACACUCCACUUAGAGGUGGUAAAAGAAAGCGUACUUUGUUGGAGGAGAGCGAAGAGCGCAGCAGUAGUGACUAUAGCGUAUCUGGAACUGCCAGAGGCGAUAUCGAGAUUACUGAAGCUGAUCCACAGGGACGUUAUAUCAAACUUACCAACAAGGGCAACAAGGAGAUAGUUUUGAGUGGGUGGCAGUUGAUCCGCAAAGCUGGAGCACUAGAGACGAAUUUCAAAUUCCAUCGUAGCGCAAAGGUCGAUGCAGGAGCGACUGUGACUGUUUGGUCAGCAGAUAUCGGAGCAUCUCACGAACCUCCGACCAACCUUGUUAUGAAGGGACAAAAGUGGUUUACGGCAGAUAACAUGACUACAACCUUACUUAACAGCGAAGGAGAGGAAUUGGCAACGUCCGAACGGAAGCGGCAACAGCUGUCCAGUACCUUGUCGCGACACAGGGAAAAUAUUGGGUUUCGAAACUCAGAGGAUCUUCACCACCAACAGAGAAGAUAUCUCUACCCGUAUUAAUGAUCGUGAGGGCGCACAGCUCAGGCAGGCGGCCUAUGGUGACCCUCAGGGUGAAGAACGCUGCCGCAUAAUGUGAGAAAAAAAAGGGGACGUGUUAUUGGUAUAAAAAAACCGACGAAAAUAAAACAAGAAAAAAAAAAAUUACCGCAGGGCUUUUUUAAUAUCUCUUUACUAUAAGUUUAAUUAUCCGCGAGUUACCGUACCAGCUAGGACGGAAUUUGCUGAAAUGAAAGUGGCGCGACGCCCUGAACCUUACCGCCUUAAAAAACAAAAAUAUUUUAUCAACAAUGCUCGUUGCCAGUGAUCCUCGCUAUUUCCAUUAUGAAUGUAAAUCGCGAAAAAUGUUCGAUUAAGUAAUAACAAUAAUAACGCUCACGAUUGUUAUAAUUUUUGUAGAUUCAUGAUAUCCCGAAAAAUAACGGGGAAAAAGAAACAUUUAAUUUCGUGAGAACACCGGUUUUCGCUGGCAGCGUGAACAGUUAAUUUAUAUCUAUUAUAUUGUAUCUCAUAAAUACAAAACCUUAGAAUAAUAGUUUAAGGUGUCGGUACGAGAUGAUUGAUUGAUCAAAACAGUAAAAAAUCAAAUAGGUAAUUUGUAACAGAUUAUCUUAUUCAUAUAGGCUGUAAAACAAAAUCUGUUUUCUUCGCUAUCAUAUAAUUUCUUCCUUUUAUUUUCUUUUCACCGCAUAACUGCACCACAAUUAUUAAUGAAGUCCUGAAAUCGUCAUCUGGUAUUUUACCAAUCAUCGUUGUGUUCAAAAGCUUGAUUAAUUAAUUAACAAACAAAAACAACUAAUCAAUUGUUCUGUGUUAGUUGUGUGGUUGGUGUUAUCUUUAUUUUUCCCCGCGCUGUGUACCACGGUUAGUCUAGUAAUUAGUUUUGAUUUUUUUUUUUUAAUCUCCCCGUCAUUUGUUUUAAAGAUAUCUUUUUAAACCAUCGACUUAAUUUCCAGUUACGUCAUGGAGCACUAAUUAUCACUAUCAGUUAAAACAAAAAACUCCAGCAAUUUUUCAAUCUCCGAACUACGCCACUUAUCCAAGUGCCACAGAGAAUGAAAAAUUGCACUUUCGGAAAUUCAAAAGAAGAAAAAACACUAAACGCAGCACGGUUUUACAGUAAAGAAAGAGAAGAACGUAUAGUUAUUAAAAAUGAAUAUAUCUCUUAAUUAAUACAAAUAAUGAAAACUGAAAAUAAUAGUUGUACCAACGUACGAAUCUCUGCUGAUGUCCAUUGUCUCCUUAAUAGAACGUACUAUGAUGUAGCAAUUUUGUAAAACUAUUAUAUGAGUAUUGUUGGUUUAUUGUUGAUUAAUUCUUCUGGCUUAGCCUUCCAACCACCAUUGCCCUCCAUAUAAAAUAAUGACUCUAGUUGUAGAAGUUGCGUACUAGAAGCAGUACAGUCUAUCCAAAAUAUGAACACCUACACCACGCACACGCAGCACAUUAUUGUGGUAGAUACACGAGGCACAAUAAACAUGGAGAUAACGAUGAGAGUAGCAGUAAUGAAGAAA
Messenger RNA from Neodiprion fabricii, 3567 nucleotides. Its product is annotated as lamin Dm0-like. The record is from RefSeq and is a predicted model, not a curated record. Bases 257 to 2056 code for a protein of 599 amino acids. Lineage: Eukaryota; Metazoa; Arthropoda; Insecta; Hymenoptera; Diprionidae. The transcript is spliced from 9 exons.